AUGGACUGGGGCGCGCUGCUGAACACGGUCACCGCCGGGCAGCUGCGCAGCACCCUGGCGGAGGCGUCCAGCACCGGGCCGCCCAAGAACAUCAUCGGCGCCGUCGCCGGCGUCGGCGCCGCCGCGGCCGUCCUGGCCGCCGCCGGCGUCGCAUACUGGGCGCUGCGCCGCCGCCGCGCGGCCGCUGCGACCGCCGCGGCCGGCGGGGACGGCGGCGGCGGCGCCGGCGGGUUCGUCGACCCGCAGGGCAGCCCAGUGGCGAGCGGCAGCUCUGGCAGCGGGCUGUCUCGCAAGCGGAAGGGCUCCAAGAAGCGCAUCUGGAAGCGGAAGAUCAAGCGCGCGGAGCCCGGGGAGUACAAGCCGGACCUCAUGCGCGACUCGUUCACGGACUACCUCCACCGCCCCGCGUUCCAGGCGGGCGUGGCCAUCGCGACCGCCAACAUGGCGGCCGGCGGCCGCGAGUUCACCAACCCGCUGGCCAGCCUGCGCGACGAGGUGGGGGGUCGCCUGCUGCUCGAGCCCACGCUCGCGUUUGUGAGCGGCGCGCGGCCGCUGCCGCAGGGCGCCGCGGACGGCGGCAGCCUCAUUAACCUGGACAGCGGGGACGCUGACGAGGCGGACGCAGUCGGGCUCGUCAGCCGCCGGCGGCUGGAGGUGGCGCCGUCGGAGGUUGAGGUUGACGAGGAGCAGCCGCCGCCGCAGCAGGAGGACGCGCCGGGCCAGCUCGAGCCGCGGUUCUCGCACAACCCGUUCCAACCAGGGUACGGGUCCGUCGCCGGGAGCGUCGCGCGCGGUGGGCAGCCACACGGCGGGGCGGGCAGCUACGCGGGCAGCGCGUACGGCGGCCGCUCGCGGCUCGGGCGCAUCAACACGCGCGUGCGUGACGGCGCGUCGCGGUUCAGCGCGGCCGCGUCUGUGGCCGGCACGGAGGACGGGGUGGAGGAGAGCCAGGGCGGCACCCCCACCAGCUCCUGCUGCCACGACAGCGUGUGCACGUUCCGCAUCGCGCCGCCCGCGCCCGGCAGCGUCGCCGGCAGCGUCGCGGGCAGCGUCGCGGGCAGCAUGCGCGGCGGCGCGUCACGCGCGCGCCGCGCGGCGGCGGCAGCGCGCGCGAGGGAGCUGGCGAUUGCGCGGCAGCGGGACGGCGAGGAGGGCAGCGGGAACCUGUCGCUCAGCCGCACCAGCUGGGCAUCCCAAGACCUGCUGGUGUCGGUGCCCUCAUCCGCACCCAUCGAGCGCCACUGA
Molecule: messenger RNA, 1245 nt
Organism: Monoraphidium neglectum
Lineage: Eukaryota; Viridiplantae; Chlorophyta; Chlorophyceae; Sphaeropleales; Selenastraceae
Exons: 2
Coding region: 1-1245 (414 amino acids)
Source: RefSeq, a predicted model, not a curated record